This is a messenger RNA of Fusarium proliferatum ET1, 480 nucleotides long. RefSeq lists its product as uncharacterized. Bases 1 to 480 code for a protein of 159 amino acids. The record is from RefSeq and is a predicted model, not a curated record. The transcript has 3 exons. NCBI's taxonomy places the organism in Eukaryota, Fungi, Ascomycota, Sordariomycetes, Hypocreales, Nectriaceae.
AUGUGCGGCGGCACCGGCUGGGGACGUCAGUCCAGGGGCGACAAGAUCAAUAGUCGCGCGUUUGCCCAAGCUAUGGGUGGUGGGAAGCCACGCAGCCCGUCACGAUUCAGUCGCAAAAGCAAGAGGGUCAGCCACACCAGGGUGGAUGCAAAAGCAAGGCAGCUCAAAGAUACGGGCAACCAAGCUUGGGAUCGAUCGUUCUUUGGAUCGACAAACGGCUUCCGGAAGGGAAAGUCUAAGCAAAGAGCCAGUCAGGGCAGUGACACGAGCAGGCGUGGCCUCAGUGGCUCCAAUGGUUCCAUUCGCUCCACGGUAAAGCCGCUAUCACAGGAUAUGCUCUUUGGGAAUAAGCGUAAGACGAAAGUGUAUCAACCGCCGGCUAACAGCUUGCGUGGAAAGCUUAGACAGUCCAAGGCUGGUAUAAAUGCGAUGGCAGCUACUGCUAGUAAUAUGGCCAAAUAUGGAGGCCAAGUCUCUUAG